AUGGCCCCCAUCGACGCUGGAUCCUUGGUGCUCGUUACAGGCGGAAACGGAUUCAUCGCCGCCCACUGCAUCGCCAAUCUCCUGCAAUCCGACCACCAGGUCCGAGCGACCGUUCGUUCGACCGAAAAAGCAGAGGCAACCCGGACCGCUCUUCAGGAAGCAGGGGUGAAGCACCUCGCCCGUCUCCAAUUUGUAGUCGUCCCAGACCCAACCAAUUUUGACGCCUUGGUUGAAGCGCUUCAGGAUUGCCAGGCUAUUUUGCACCUCGCCUCGGCGUUCAGCUAUGAUGCUGUUCCGGGUGAAUUUGAAGAGAAACUCAUGAUUCCCGCUCUCAAAGGAACUGAAGCCGUUUGUGAAGCUGCUCGGCGCUGUCCUACUGUUCGGCGCGUGCUCAUCAUGUCUAGCUUUGCUAGUGUCUAUGAUGCGAGCUUGGGGUUGCAGCGUGGACGAGUGUACACGGAGAAAGACUGGUGUCCGUUGACGUAUGAGGAUGGUGUGAAUGCCUCGGCUGUUCCAAUCGCAUAUCGUGCCUCGAAGGUUGUCGCUGAGCGCGCAGCUUGGGACUACGUACAGAAAAACACAGUCAACUACCAGCUAGUAUCGCUCUGUCCAGGAAUGGUGUUUGGAAAAAUGAUACACCCAAUUUCGUCCCUUUCCCAACUCAAUGCAAGCAAUCAGAUAGUGUGGGAUGUUCUGAGCGCAGGCAGUGAUGCUGAUAUGCCACCCACAAAAGCGCCCGUCUGGAUCGAUGUUGAAGAUCUGGCUGAAACCACUCGCAAAGCUCUCAUCUUCCCGGGUACAGGACAUGAGCGCUUUUUGGUCACGCAAUCAUCGUAUAACACGCAGGAGAUUGCGGAUAUCGUUCGAGCACAGCUUUCAGAUCAAAAUAGAGCUCCGGUUGGAGAGCCUGGCAAGCGAAUUGCGGAUACGCAUUACUCUUGUGAUUCUUCUAAGGCGAAGGCGCUUCUUGGGGUCGAGUUCAGAGCGCUGAAGGAGUCUAUUAUUCCUUUGGCGCGUCAGUUGUACUCUAUGAACUAG
Messenger RNA from Penicillium verhagenii, 1038 nucleotides. RefSeq lists its product as uncharacterized. The transcript has 3 exons. Bases 1 to 1038 code for a protein of 345 amino acids. NCBI's taxonomy places the organism in Eukaryota, Fungi, Ascomycota, Eurotiomycetes, Eurotiales, Aspergillaceae. The record is from RefSeq and is a predicted model, not a curated record. Gene Ontology annotation, molecular function: oxidoreductase activity, acting on the CH-OH group of donors, NAD or NADP as acceptor.